AUGCUGCCGGAGCUCCGAUGUGCGGUGACGUCACGGCGGAAGCGGAAGUGGCCGAGAUCUCGCGAGAUCACUAGCAAGGAAGACAGGGAGAGCCGCCGCAGCCGCACUGAGGGCCAGUGUCUGUGUUUCAUCGCUGCUCUUUGUGUCUGGCAGGAUCCGGAGGUGGGCACCGCAGGCCCGGACCCCCACUCCACGGGCCGCUGCCUGCUCACCCUCCUGGGCUUGGCGUUCAUCUUGGCCGGGCUCAUUGUCGGUGGCGCCUGCAUCUACAAGUUUUUUGUUCCGCGGCACAAGAUGUUUGAGGGGCAGCUCUCCUACAUGGACCGCACGGAGCUGGAGGAGGAGCCGUACUACCUGCCCGUGUCCGAGGAGGCCGACAUCCGCGAGGAGGACAACGUGGCGCUGAUCCGCGUCCCUGUGCCCAGCUUCUCCGAGGGCGACUCCGCUGCCAUCGUCCAUGACUUCGACCGACUCCUCACCGCGUACCUGGACCUGCAGCUGCAGAAGUGUUACAUCAUCAGUCUGAACACGUCGGUGGUCCUGCCGCCCCGCAGCCUGAUGGACCUCUUCAUGAAGCUGGCGAGCGGAUCCUACCUACCACAGACCUACCUUGUGCGCGAGGAGCUGGUGGUGACGGAGCGGAUCGAUGACGUCUCUGAGCUGGGGGUCUUCAUCUACCAGCACUGUGUGGGGCGGGAGACCUACCGGCUGCAGCGGAGGGACCAGCUCCCAGGGAUACAGAAGCGCUCGGCGGAGAGCUGCACGCAGAUCGCCCACUUUGAGAACACGUUUGUGAUGAUGACCCGGAUCUGCCACGAGUGAGGCGCGGCGGCGGUGGCGGUGGAGGCGGCUUCUUGAUUUUUAACCUGUGCAGUGAUAAUCAUUCUUGACCUGUGCUCCUGCUUGUAGCUUCUGUACGGACUGACGUCACCGCGUCCGGCGGCAAACCUCAGGAAAUCACCUAGAAUUAGCGGC
Molecule: messenger RNA, 975 nt
Organism: Bufo bufo (common toad)
Lineage: Eukaryota; Metazoa; Chordata; Amphibia; Anura; Bufonidae
Product: integral membrane protein 2A-like
Exons: 6
Coding region: 1-822 (273 amino acids)
Biological process (GO): negative regulation of amyloid precursor protein biosynthetic process
Cellular component (GO): extracellular exosome; Golgi apparatus; plasma membrane
Molecular function (GO): amyloid-beta binding
Source: RefSeq, a predicted model, not a curated record